AUGUCGGGUCUCAUUUACCGGGUCUCAUUUCGCAAUGGAUGUCCUCUGGCACAUUGUACAUGUACCUCGAGCAAGGUGCAAUUACCUGCUUCCGCUAAAGCUCAAUUGGUGACGGGCAUUGCCGAGGGCCUCAGGCAUCUUCACUCAGAGAAUGUUAUUCACGGAGACCUCCAUCCCGCAAAUGUACUCAUAGAUGGUGCGGGUAAUCCACUUCUCACCGAUUUCGGUCUCGCAACAGUCGUAGGAGACCCAGAGUUGCAGUGGGGUAGCACGACCGCAGGCAGCGACUUCAAUCCUCGAUGGCGGGCGCCUGAGGUCAUUGGAAUCAAGGGUGACCCUGAACUACCGACUUUCGAGAGUGAUAUAUAUUCUUUCGGUGGUGUCAUGAUUUUUGUGGUCUCGGGGGAUGUGCCAUGGAAAAAUAAGGGGGCAUUUCAAAUUGUCGCUGGGCUGGCGGAACGAGCCAACCCUGUCAGUGCGCGUCCUCACAACAUUCUAGACAAUCAUUGGGUCUUGAUUCAGAAAUGCUGGUCUUGGGACCCAUUGGAUCGCCCGAGGGCUGUGGAAGUGCUUGGAUCUAUACGUGUGACGGGACUUGCAAUCGAAGAUAAUACCCUUGGCGACUUCACAUCUCAAAUUUUUGACGCCUUAAAGCUCGGACGCCCAUAUGCGUCUGUAUCCUUCGGCGCGGUUUAUCGGUGCAGCAUCAAGACCAACGAAGGUACAAUGGAGGUCGCAGUGAAGGUACUCAAGAUCGAUCCUGGGAGAGCUAUGAAGAAAAUUGAGAAGGCAAUGCGUCGGGAACUCGAACUAUGGCUUAGACUGUCAAAAAAUUCAACCAUAGUUCCGCUACUUGGCAUCGCAUACGUCGAUUCUUCAUUGCCAGCUCUAGUUUCUCAAUGGAUGUCCCCUGGUACAUUGUAUAUGUACCUCGAGCAAAGUACAAUUACUGCUUCCGCUAAAGUUGAAUUGGGCAUGGGCGUCGCACAUGGCCUCAAGUAUCUUCACUCCGAGGGUGUCGUUCACGGAGACCUUCAUCCUGCAAAUGUGCUCAUAGACGAUUUAGGCAAUCCACGUCUCACAGAUUUUGGUCUCGCAACAGUCGUAGGAGACCCAGAGUUGCAGUGGGGUGCGACAACUGCGGCACGUGAACUCAAUGUUCGAUGGCGUGCUCCUGAAGUCAUUGGACUCGAGUAUGAUCCUGCAAAACCGACAUUUAUGAGUGAUAUCUAUUCUUUUGGUGGUGUUAUGUUCCUUAUCCUCUCGGGGGUUACACCAUGGAAAGAGAAGAAAAAUUCAACUCAUAUCAUCAUUGAGCUAUCGAAGGGAGCUACUCCUGCACGUCCCGACAACAUUCCUGACUAUUACUGGAGAUUGAUUCAACAAUGCUGGUCUUGGGACCCCGUGGGUCGUCCAGAGGCAACAGAAGUUCUUCGAUACAUCGAUCAGUUUACCCAACAUCAGGCUGAAAUUGUGGCAAUAAGUGCAAGCCAGUCUUCGCGAAAUUCACCAAGCCAAGCCGUUUCCCUCCACUUCUCUAACACGCCAUAUCUUCUCUUCGGUCUCAACGCUAUCACUUUCGGAACCUUUCAAUGUUUUGAUUUUUGGGGAGACUGGAAUCAAGAACCUCCCACGCUCACACAUACCCCCUACGAAGUCAGCAUUGGAACCCGCCAUUUCAAACUUUGGGAAGUUUCGUCCAUCGAACCAAUGGGUUUUUUCCGGACCUUACUUUUGAAAUGGCGCCUGAAAAAGUCAUAUAAGAGACUGUGUAGAGACGAUGGAGUAUAUCUUCUCUUGUAUUGUAUGAGGGGAUCGAGAGCCCAGAGGGCACGGGUCAAGGAUUAUAAAUCCUUUACCGACAUCGUCGGCUCGACCGCCGGUCCAGGCCGUGUACCAGUCGCUGCUGUGGUCACCUCCUUGGAAGACUAUCCUACGAACAUGGAUCAAUGGUGGAUGCGUAACAAGGACAAUGUGGAACGCCUUGGGAUGCGGUUCUCUGCACACGCUUGUAUCACUUCCCUCCCUGACGAUCCACAUGCAUCACCCGCCAUGCGCGGACGUCGACGGCGAUCAGAAGAGGUUAUCCGCACCCUCCUCUACCAGGCCUAUCAAACGGGGAGCACCCCCGUUAGCUCCAAUAUAGUGUCCGCUUCUUGA
This is a messenger RNA of Suillus subalutaceus, 2160 nucleotides long. RefSeq names its product kinase-like domain-containing protein. Gene Ontology annotation, molecular function: ATP binding; protein kinase activity. The transcript is spliced from 16 exons. The coding region runs from base 1 to 2160 and encodes 719 amino acids. The record is from RefSeq and is a predicted model, not a curated record. Gene Ontology annotation, biological process: protein phosphorylation. Lineage: Eukaryota; Fungi; Basidiomycota; Agaricomycetes; Boletales; Suillaceae.